GGUUCGCCUUUUGCUUCUCAGCCUGCUUUCACAGACCUUGCCUCUCUCAGGUUUCGGUUUCUCACUGUUGUCAGCGCCCCUUCCCCUCCUUCCGAGCAUUCCUGUGCUGGCGUAGUCACAUGUUUAGGUUUCGAUGCCUGUAAUCCCACCCUCACCGCCCGAGAAGGAGGAGGAAAAUUUGCGGGAGAGAAGUGAGCAGCCAGCAGAGUGGCGAUACAGAGGGCAGAGGUGCGCGGCGCGGCGGACAGCCCGCGGUGCCGUCGGCGGGAGCAGGGCGCCGGACCGGCGGGGGCCCGGCUCUCCCGCGGGCGACGGGAAGCCUCCGGGGCGCGGGGCCAGGCACCGGCCAGAAAAGGGCUUGGACAGCUUGCGCAGGUUUGACAGCCACUGCCCCAGUGAUACUUCACAAUCCAGGGAAGAUGCAUGGGAAGUGAAGGAAUGAGGGCAUGAGUAGAGCAGGGGUGCCCUCCUACAGCAGCCAUGUUACACCAAGCCUGGCAGCUGUAUGGGAGGUGGUGCCGUUGGUCCAGUGCUUUUAUCCAUCUCCUCAUGCUGACUGUGGUGACAUUUGGUGUGCUCGCACCUUUGAUUUGCCACCGGCUCCUCCACUCUUACUUCUAUUUGCGGCGGUGGCACCUGAACCCCAUGAGUCAGGAGUUCCUGGAGCAGAACCGGCAGGAGGGCCAGGCUGCACUCCAUUACUUUGAGAAGCUUCAGAUACCAAAUGCCUCCGAGGCCUCUGGCAGUGAUGUGUUUCAGCCCUUGCUGCUUGUCACCAUUAUCACUGUGCAGAGGCGGAAUGACUUCCACUAUGUCUUGCAAGUGGCCUCCCGCUUCCACCAUCUCCUCCAGAAAUGUGGUGCACGUUGUCGAAACCACCGCAUCCUCCUUUGUAAUGUGGAGUCAGACCCCAGUAGCCAUCAGGAUGUCAGGCUGCUGAGCAGCUUCUUUCCUAUGGUCAGUCAUGACAGAACUGACGAGAACCCUGACCCCAGAAUGAACCAGUUUGAGAAGGAGAAGCAGGACUAUGUCUUCUGCCUUGAGCAGUCACUGUUGGCGUACAACCCAGAAUACAUCCUUGUAGUAGAAGAUGAUGCUGUGCCAGAGGAGGAGAUAUUUGCUGUCUUGCAGCACCUUUUGCUGGUCCGGUUCUCCAAACCAUACCUCAGAGAUGCACUCUAUUUCAAGCUUUACCAUCCUGAGAGGCUUCAGCGCUACUUUAACCCUGAACCCAUGAGAAUCCUCGAGUGGGUAGGUCUGGGCAUGUUUCUGGGGCCCGUGCUGAACUGGGUGUACUCCUGUGCAACCGGGCGCCCCAGCCUCAGUUGGCCCAUUAUCUUGUUCUUUGCUUUGUAUAGCAUGGCUAUGUCAGAGCUGGUGGGACGGCAUUACAUGCUGGAGCUGCGCCGGCUGGCCCCCACGCUCUAUAAUAUCGUGCCAGUCACCGAAUGCUGCACGCCUGCCAUGCUCUUCUCUGCUCCAUCUGCCCGCCGUGCCUUAGGCUACCUGAAGGGGCUGCACUGCCGCCAGGGUUUUGCUAAGGAUAUUGCCCUCUACUCGCUGCUGCAUACUAAAGGGGAGAACGCCUACGUGGUGGAGCCCAACCUGGUCCGACACGUGGGAAUGUAUUCCAGCCUUCGCCUAAAUGAUAACCCUAAACUGCUGUGACCUGUUCAUGCCUUUCCAGGCACGCAGCCCAGAGAGCCUGCCACUGAGCAGAGAGACAGUGUGCAAACUCAGAUAUUGUGCUGCUAGCAUUGGGCAUCCUGUGCCUCGAGGUGAAUGAAGAAUAAGUCUGUUUAAAAGAAAAAAGUUUCUUAAAAAAUAAACUUACAUAUGUACAGACCCUAUUUAAUAUGUACUUGGACCUAAACACUAUGCACCAUGCACCAUGCAGGAGGGGAGUGGAGGAUUCCAGCUGGGGGUGUGGAUUGUCAACUCUCUUUAAUCAGUAUUAGGGAAAAGCUCUCACAGCAAUAUAAACAGCUAUACUGCCUUCUCUCCUUUACACUGGUUACAGAAGUCCUCACCUUAGGGUAACAGAAAUGUUGGACAAACUGAAUGUUUCAAAUUUAAACUAAAGAGGAGGAAAAGCCCUUAUUUUCCAAUCCUUACUAAGGUCUGAUCUCUGCCUUCUGUUUGUUUCUCUUUCAAAACUGGUUUUGAGCAGACCCUUCAAAAGCAGCAGUGGUUUAUGUGAACCUUCUUGAAAAUUUCACCGAUAUUUGUCAAAUUUUACAGAGCCUCUGUUUGUUACUGUAUCCCCCUACAGAUCUUAUCUCCACCUCCACCCUUCCCACUCUUCUUUUACUGGAACAGAGGUUCCUAAAAGCAAAACUUCUGCUGCUUCAUUAAAGGUCACCUCUGAAGGCAGGAAUAAGAAAACAGAAUACAGCCGUUAAUGUUACACAGCCAGAUCACAAAUGCACAUUUUCAUUGAUACAUUACAGACAUUAUAAACAACAUAGGAUGACUACUGUGUUGGUUAGUAUCAUCACUAGUUGUAGUGUAUCCAGAUCGUUCAAAGAGGUCUUAUUACUUGCUGACUGUACUUAGACAUGCAACAUGAAUUUACCUUGACUUCUGAACAGCACAGAGCUAAAGGGAAGAACAGAUGAGGUGUGGCUAUUGUGCAGGAUUCUUGUUUCAUUUUGGAUCUCGAAUUUGCAGCUCAGCCGAAGUGGUUCAUUCACUGCUCUUGGCAGCAAGCUUUUGCUUGCUGCCAGGCAAGCUUUUUAUUAUACCCAAAGGAAACAGAGUUAGCUGUUCAUAAAAGCAAGCAAUAAUAGCACAACAAAGCAAGGGGCCACUCUGAUACUGACCCAUUAACUUAAUGUGCUCUGGUUGUUAAGCAUUUGGGAUGGGUACUUUGCACCACAGUGCUGGGCACAGUUAAAUAUAAAGCCAUGCAGAUGGCAAGAGAUCUCAAACAGGAUCAAAACUGGCACCAAAAUGUUUAUGUCUAGUGAAAAGCCAACCUUGACUUUAGCAGGCUUUGAAUCAAAUUCACUUAUGUGUGGAGUGUGGUUGAACUAUUUUUGAAACUAUAUUCCUAGCUUUGGAAUGAACCAAGUAAAUAUUCUUGUCGAGUUUUGGUCAGUGGGGGGUGUUUCACCUUUUUUUUUUUGGUGAAGGAAAAGUUCUACUUUGAAUUUUCUUUCCCUGUCUCUCGGGUGAUUUAUGCCUUAAGCUGUCAACAAGUCUGGUUAUAGAUGUGAAGGGCUCAUAAAAACUCAUAAGAGAUGAAACCAAAGAAAUUUGCAAACCUCCAGCUGUUAGCAUGAGAUGGGUAUCCCAACACAAACGCGUAAUGUCAGUUAGCCGAGAAAUGGCUUCAGAACACAGAGCAGUCCUCUGCUCUCUUAGUAAUUAACUGGGACACUUUUAUAACACCUUUGGAAAUCAAAUGUGAGUAAAAACUGCUUGUGGAUUCCAUGUCAUUCCAAAGGCAAAGUACCUCUCCUGUCAGAGGACACAGGAAAAAUUGCACAGGCAGAACCACCAUUUAUUCUCAGCUGCUGAAAACCUCAAAGAUACCAGAGUGCUCACAGUGUCAGGUGGGCAAACCUAUUCUCAGGCUUUCCUGUACUAUGGGAAGAUGGCAGGAUUUGAGUAUAUUAUUUAUUUCAUUAAGCACCUGCACAUGUUAGGAAAUACAACUUGUUUAUGCACCUUCAGUUGUGAAUGUUCCAGUGAUGUGUGCUUUUUCUUCACUCUUUUUCUGUCUUUGUACUAUACAAAUCCAGGAAGUGCCCUGUUCUUUUCACGGGAGUCCAUUCAUACUCCUUGCAAAGAAAAUCUUACAACAAGGUACAAUAAAUGGGACAUGGAAAGGAAAGAGGAAGGAAAAGAAAGAAGGAAACUUUAGAAAAGAAACCAACUAACUAUAUGCAGUUAAUAAAUGUUUUGAUGUGGGAAAUGAUUUAACUGUUUGUCUCAAAGUUAUUUUGCUUGUUUGCCCUGUAGUACUUUGUCAUCCCAGAAGUCCAGGGGAGGUCAAUAAUUUCCCUGAGCUUCAUAGUGCAAAGUUAAGAACAUGAAUUUGAGGCAUCCCUUCUAAGCUAGAAGACAAUUUUCAGGGCAUAAGAGACAAGAGAAGUUGACUAGGAGACCAAGCAAUAUGCAACUUGAACCUGCUAGUGAGAGAGUUUCAGAUAAACCCGUUGAGAAUGAACUCCGUUGUGGAAGGAGCAGGUUAAUAAAUUCUUCAGAUCCUUCUGGAAUAAUUUCCUGGAGUGCCCAAUUCACCUUUACAACAGAGGUGCUGCUUUUACUGAGCCUGCUAGGUACUAUUUCCGAGUAACUCAGGAAAUACUCAGUUACUUGCUCAGUGCCAACCAUGCCCAAGUGGUGUGUCAGGCAAGUGUUCCUUCCGCUGCUGCUUCUCAAUUUUCACACACAGAUUGAUUUUUCUUUAUUUUCCUGUGCCAUGUUUUAUUAGAAAUGACAAGUCAGAGAACUGUACUUCACCCUCAGAACAGAAAAUGGGAGGUUACUGUGGGUUCCUAAUUCGUGAUGGAUUUUAUUCCACAGUUUGGGCAGUUUCAAACACACAUGCCUUUUCUCUCUCUUUUUUACCAUGGGACUGGAGCUGAGUUGGCAUAUUUCAUGUUACAUAAGUUCAAGGCCCAGCAUUAACUUAACUCCUUGAAAUACAGCCUCAAGAGUUUGGUUUUACUCACAUUAAAACAAACUUAGCAAUUAUUUUUGAAAGAAACAAACAAUAUGGAUUUUAUUCGUAUUUGUUCAUUCCAAAUAGUUCAGAGACUAUUUUUCAAUGCAGCAACUACUGCUUGCACAAGAAGAUUCUUUCCUGAUAGGCCAGACAGCAGGACUCAAGGCAUUGUUUUCCAAGACAACUCAGGGGAAAUUAUUCAAUUAAACUACCUUUGUUUCCAAGCCAGGUCCAACAUAAGCAUGAUUCUGGCAGAAGAUGAAGCAUAAAUUGAUAGAUCUCUGUUAGACUGGAGGCCUAAGUGAAUUUUGUAACUACAGUAGGGUCAACGUCUUAGUGAGAAAGCACUGAAGUUGAAGAGAGGACAAAGCCUUCCUCUCAGUUGUGAGGGGCUGUGACUCGCCACACUGGGUAUUUCAACAGCAGUUUGGCUGGAUGCAGGGUGAACUACUUUUUUUCUAAAGAUAUUUACAAGCAAACUCUACCAAAUAAACAACCUUUCCAUUAAAA
Molecule: messenger RNA, 5185 nt
Organism: Strigops habroptila (Kakapo)
Lineage: Eukaryota; Metazoa; Chordata; Aves; Psittaciformes; Psittacidae
Gene: PGAP4
Product: post-GPI attachment to proteins GalNAc transferase 4
Exons: 2
Coding region: 481-1668 (395 amino acids)
Biological process (GO): GPI anchor biosynthetic process
Cellular component (GO): Golgi membrane
Molecular function (GO): glycosyltransferase activity
Source: RefSeq, a predicted model, not a curated record